UACGAGAUCUUCACCAACUGGGCUACCCUGUUAAAUUAGUCCCCUGUAGUAAUCAUCUUUGCAAAGCCGCACUCCCCGCCGCAGAAAAGAUUCUCAGUGAAAAACACAUCUUAAGGUGCUCAUAAAGUCGCAGGCUCGCAGCUUUAUUGGAAUCACAGAGUAAACCCUAAACCAUGGCUGCUAACAAUCCUCCAUUAACUCCCCAAUCCUUGUCUGCCUUCUCUCAAGGCAUAUAUCUUGUUCUAUCUCGGUGGACUGCUCUUCAGAUGGCUAUUCAAAACGAAUGGGGAGGAAGAGAUUCUCGUCAGAAAUCAGACCAAUUCUCUUAUGAUAUCCUCUCCUGGUUUACCCAAACUAAAGAGCCGCUUUAUAUUGAUGAUUUAGAGGAGAAGAUAUUGUUCAAAACCAUGACAGAUGAAUUCAAUGUUGUGCUUGACGAUGGGAGCGAGAAAGAGAUAGCAGAAGAGCUUAUGAUUAUGCAUGAAGAGUGCCUGCAAGAAAAUUAUGAGUCGAUUCAAAGACUAAGGAUAUCCAGUAAUGGAGCGCAAGCUGUCUCUCAAAGUAGACAGUUGGUUGAUGAAAAUGAGGAUGAGAGUUCUGAUGACGAAGAAGCAUCAGACAUGGCAGUAGAUGAGCCGCAGAGGCCAAGCUCAAAUUCAAAAACAAAUAGCACAUCGGUUGAUAAUCAGAACCAGACAGGACAAGCAGAUGAUGGAUGGUCUGUCGUCCCCCCUAGGCGAAACAAGGGCAACCGCCAAAAUUAGUUUGAAACUCAAUCAUGGUCUUUCCUGUUUCUGCAACUCUUCCAAUUUUGUUUGUUAUUUAUUAGUCUUUUCUGCAUAGCCAUGCCAGCAUAAAGGAAGAAGGGGGGGGGGGGGUUCAUGAUAGGCGUGGCGAGGCCAACGACUGAUUUUUAGGCACUCUCUUACGAAUUUGUACUUGGAAAUACUAGAUUUAUAUAAAAAUAACAUGUCUAAGGUAUUUUGUGUACUAAGCUUUGUGGUUUUGAAGUUUGUCAAUUAAUGAGCUUUGUCUCUAAACACGACAUCAGGGUAUUUCUGGAUAUUGAAUGUUAAGUACGCUUUGUGAGUA
Messenger RNA from Papaver somniferum (opium poppy), 1092 nucleotides. Its product is annotated as pre-rRNA-processing protein TSR2 homolog. The coding region runs from base 174 to 764 and encodes 196 amino acids. The transcript is spliced from 4 exons. Gene Ontology annotation, cellular component: nucleus. The record is from RefSeq and is a predicted model, not a curated record. Gene Ontology annotation, biological process: maturation of SSU-rRNA from tricistronic rRNA transcript (SSU-rRNA, 5.8S rRNA, LSU-rRNA). NCBI's taxonomy places the organism in Eukaryota, Viridiplantae, Streptophyta, Magnoliopsida, Ranunculales, Papaveraceae.